UUGUAUACUUCCGGUUAAUUUUACAAUGGAAGGUAGAACCCGUCUAAGAACGGUUAACAGUCCAAAAACAGAGACUAAACAAAACAGCACCGACAGCAGACAAUUUCACUCUGAGAUAAGCAAUAGUAGUGACAAUAGUAACAGCAGCAGAAGAAAUGAUGAUUCAGCUGACCGCGAUAAAAACGAAGAUGAAGAUGGUGUCAGCAAAGAAUUGAAGAUGUUGUCAUAUGGUCCGUCAGGAGGUCAUGGUAAAUUCAUGGAAGACUUCGACCCAGAAAGAAGUGGACGAGAAAUGAGGAAGAUGAACCGACGGAUUUACAGAGAAAGUGUUCGGAAGAACCAGCUGUACGAUGAGACAGGUCGUUUGUUUGAGAACAGCAAGGAUCUGUGUGACUGUCUAGAAGUUGACUGUCCAGGUUGUCAUUUCCCCUGUUCCAAGUGCGGAUCUGAGAAAUGUGGAUCUGAGUGUAGAUGUAAUCGUAAAUGGGUCUAUGAGAGUGUGGAAGUAGAGGGCACAGACAUUGUCAUCAAGUGGCCAACAUGAUUGGAAUCGUCUAUAAUAAGUGUUCACCAGUUCAUUCUCAUGGGGAAUCUUUCUUUGUGAAUGCCUGAACUCCAUACUGAAGUUGUGACAAGGGGAAACAUUUUCUGUAUAUGUGCUGUUGCAACAAGUGAAAGCCGAAACAGACCUGCGACCUUUCCACCAUUUCCAGUAAGAAGUUUAUGUCAAGUGUUUUCUUAACAUCAUUGAUGCUUCUGUUUAUGCACUUUAUGUCAGUUUGAAACUGGUGAAGUGAAAUGGUUAAGAAAUUAUGUUUACUUAAAACACUGGUGAAUGCAUAGACACAUUGUGUGGACAUUAUGUUGGAGAUCUUUGGAAAUCAUAAAUCAACAAAUCACCAUGCAAAGUUUUCAUAGCCUCUGUAAUGUUUACAUGGAAAUACAACUGCUCAAAACUUCAUUCUGGCCCCAUCAACCCUCAUAUCUUGAAAAUAACUGUACAUACUACAUUUUGAGAAAACAUAACAAUGUAGUGUUAUUAAGUAACAUUUCCUACCGACUUAUCUGGAGUGAAUUUGUGUUCUGGACAUCAUCAUGGAAAGUUUCUCAAUAAAUCAGUCUCACUGAACUUUGGUGUAUCUGAAAAUAUAUAGCUUUUCAACAACAGCUGUGAUUUUAUCUCUAAGUAUGAUGGUUAAUGUCAGAUUGAUACUAAAAUAAUUGAACAUAUUCUUUAUAUGUAUAUGUUGAAGGGUUAAUGCUUGCACAGCUGAUAGUAAUUGAACUUAUUGUGCUUGAGGAGUUUAAUAAUCUUGUAAGGUUGCUAAAUAGCCCAAACAUCCCCCAAAAGCCAAUCAUUUUGCAUCACCUCUUCCUUGUCUCCAUCCCAUGCUUGACUUCCAUGCAAACACAUUGCUAUGCGUACAACAUUGUCGCCAUGUUUGUUUCACCAGGGUUAACCUCACAAAUGCUGUGGCAUUAAAUCAAAAAAGAAAUGUGUAUCUUGCCUUGAGUUGUUGAUGUUACUAGUACUCAUAAAUUACUUUGUUAUUGAUGUCAGUUGAUAGUUUAUUUAACAUAAUCUGGAUGAAAGGUAAAGAGACAAUGUUUUCAACUUUCAUUUUAACUGAUUGUAUAUAACAUGUGUUUUUUUUAUCGAAUUCUUGUUGAUUUAGCAUUCAUGACAAGGUUCAUAAUGAGGUUUAUUGGAAAUAUAAAAUUAUUGUGUAUUUUCCAUUUUAUUCUGUUAUGAUCAAUAGUAAUGUCUCUUUGCCUAUGUGGAUAAGUACAUUUGACCUAACUAUAUACCUGCAAACUUUUUUUAGGGGCAUUUAGAAGUUGGGUCACAGAGGAAGGAUAACAAUAUAUGGAUGAACAAUUUCUUUAUUACAGUCA
Molecule: messenger RNA, 1896 nt
Organism: Haliotis rubra (blacklip abalone)
Lineage: Eukaryota; Metazoa; Mollusca; Gastropoda; Lepetellida; Haliotidae
Product: ARL14 effector protein-like
Exons: 3
Coding region: 26-544 (172 amino acids)
Cellular component (GO): intracellular membrane-bounded organelle
Source: RefSeq, a predicted model, not a curated record